Molecule: messenger RNA, 674 nt
Organism: Camellia sinensis
Lineage: Eukaryota; Viridiplantae; Streptophyta; Magnoliopsida; Ericales; Theaceae
Source: RefSeq, a predicted model, not a curated record
UCCAACCUGUAUAUGUUUUUAUAUUUUUUCCUACUAUUUCAAUGUCCUUUGCUUGCUCCAAUCCAACACUCGAGUGUCAUUUACAUUUGUCAUCAUCACUUCACUACCACCCCUUCCUUCUAUUCCAGUCCUCACCCAGACGAAACCGCUUAGAUCUGAAUCCACAGACUUCCAAAACCCUAGCCCCAAUUGCGAACUCGGUUCUAGCAAUAGCGUGAAUGGCAGCAGUGGAUGCUCAAAAUCCUCUUCUUGGAGAUACUACUUGUGGUUCUCUACUGCAGCAAUUGCAGCGAAUUUGGGAUGAGGUUGGUGAAAGUGACGAAGAACGGGACAAGAUGCUUCUUCAGUUAGAGCUGGAGUGUUUGGAUGUGUACAAGAGGAAGGUGGAUCAGGCUGCAAAGUCAAGGGCACGACUUCUUAAGGGCUUGGCAGAUGCCAACGUUGAACUCUCGAGUCUUCUAUCUGCUCUCGGAGAGAAAAGUUUCGUUGGAAUUCCUGAGAAGAGUACAGGAACGAUCAAUGAACAACUUACUGCUAUUGCACCAGUUCUAGAACAGCUAUCCCUGAAGAAGCUGGAUGAGUUUCAGUCUCGGCUCCAAGGUGGGGAGUGGGGCAUUACAAAAUGGUAUCAAAGCGUAGGGAUUAGGUCUUACAUGGGAUCUGUUGGGUGGUGA